This is a messenger RNA of Amborella trichopoda, 1071 nucleotides long. Lineage: Eukaryota; Viridiplantae; Streptophyta; Magnoliopsida; Amborellales; Amborellaceae. The record is from RefSeq and is a predicted model, not a curated record.
AGAGGGAACUGGCAGCUCCAGUGCUUGGAAGCUGGUGCGCCCGCCCCAAGGUCCGUCGUAGUACCACGUAGCACGACGCGCCUCAGCAUCUUCCCCGUCCCAAUUACACUUUCAAAGAUUCAUCAACACCCUAAUCUUCGAACCCGAGUUCGGAUAUCUGCAACUGGAUCUGCCCUAACUGAACCAAAAGAGCUGAGCUUAAAUGAUGAUGUAGUGACACGUUUGGAUAGUCUAGCUUGCCCAAUCUGUUAUCAACCAUUGAUCAGAAAUAGUGGUGCAAAUCCCAAAAUAUUAUCUCCUCGUGGGCUCAAUUUUCGUUGCCAGAACUGCCAGAAAGCUUACUCCAACUAUGAGGAAUAUAUAGACCUUUCUGUGACCGAUGAUUCCAAUGAAUAUGUUGGAGCGAUGCCCUCCGCAACUGAGGUCUUCAGGAAUCCUUUGGUAUCUUAUCUUUAUGAAAGAGGUUACGGAAAAAAUUUUACAUGGAGUGGUUUUUCUGGCCUAGACAAAGAGUUUGAAACGGUAACGAAAUACCUUCAGCCCACUUUAGGUGGUAUUAUUGUGGACGCCAGUUGUGGAAGUGGGAUGUUUUCAAGAAGAUUCGCAAAGAAUGGCAUGUACUCUGUGGCGGUUGCUCUAGACUUCACAGAAAAUAUGUUGAAAGAAUGCUAUGGUUUUGUGAAGCAGGAGAGCAUUACCACAAGGAACCUUGUGUUGGUGAGGGCUGAUAUUUCUAGGCUUCCUUUUGUUACGAGUUCUGUUGAUGCUGUACAUGCCGGUGCUGCAAUUCACUGUUGCCUUUCACCUUCUACUGCUAGAUCAGUCGAAUUCAAAGGCCUGGGGGUGUAUUUGUCGCAACCACGUACAUUCUUGAUAACAUUUUCAUUCCACCUCAGAUUUUAAAGUUGUGACGCCGGAGGGACUCUCAAACAGCCACAUCUAUCUAUCCGAAGGUGAAUUAGAAGACAUCUGUACAGCAUGCGGCCUCAUUGACUUCAAAUGCAAGAGUGGAACUUUUAUCAUGAUGUCAGCUACAAAACCCACAUAAAUUUUAUAGGAAAACAAAGUUUA